UCUCACUCCCGCUCGCUCUCGCCAUGCCUUCUCCCCUCCUCCUCCUCCUCCUCCUCCUCUUCCUCUUCCCUCCCCCUUCCACCGCCGCUUCCCCUCCUCCGCCCUCCUCCGAUCUGCUCCGUUCCUCAUGCGUCCACGCCAGGUACCCCCAUCUCUGCCUCCGUACUCUCUCUUCCUACGCUCGUCCCUCCAUUACCCCCAACGACCUCGCUCAGGCCGCCCUCUCCGUCAGCCUCCUUCACGCUCGCCACCUCUCCCGCUUCCUCCACUCCCAUCUUCCCUCCCUCUGCGAGCGGUCCCGCCGCCGCCGACGAGUCGCUCUCCGUGACUGUGCAGAGCAGUUAUCCGAUUCCGUCGACCAGCUCAGCAGGAGCCUCGAGGAGCUCAAGCACCUCCGUAAGUCGACGUUUGAGCUUCAGAUGAGCAACGCCCAGACCUGGGUGAGCGCCGCCAUGACCGACGACGACACCUGCCUUGACGGUCUGAGCCCCGUCCACGACCCCGUGGUUGGCAGGAUAAAGCGCAAGAUCAGUCGAGUCUCCAGGAUCACCAGCAACGCCCUCUACAUGAUCAACCGCCUCUGCGACACCCGCCGGAUGCAAAAGUCCCAACCUUCCAAUUAACUUUCCUCCGUGCUGCUAAUCCGAUGGUAUGAUCAUAAUUGUUGAUGUCAAUUACUAGCUACUUUAAUGUACAAUCUCGCCAUAUGUUAAAUCUGUAUACGUAUUCUGUGUCUAAA
Neltuma alba is the source of this 739-nucleotide messenger RNA. RefSeq names its product pectinesterase inhibitor 3. Gene Ontology annotation, biological process: negative regulation of catalytic activity. The record is from RefSeq and is a predicted model, not a curated record. The coding region runs from base 24 to 623 and encodes 199 amino acids. The transcript has a single exon. Lineage: Eukaryota; Viridiplantae; Streptophyta; Magnoliopsida; Fabales; Fabaceae. Gene Ontology annotation, molecular function: enzyme inhibitor activity.